Molecule: messenger RNA, 723 nt
Organism: Dioscorea cayenensis subsp. rotundata (Guinea yam)
Lineage: Eukaryota; Viridiplantae; Streptophyta; Magnoliopsida; Dioscoreales; Dioscoreaceae
Exons: 1
Coding region: 1-723 (240 amino acids)
Source: RefSeq, a predicted model, not a curated record
AUGAACUACUUCUUCACAAAAGCAGUCAUCUCCACCAAAGACUUCACUGUCGUUUUAGCCCACCCUUAUUACAAUGGAACUAGGACCACCCUUUGCUACACUCGUCCAAACCUCUCCAAAUGGAUUUCUUUUGUCACUCCCUAUUACCAAUAUGCCAUUGAUGUUAUCCAUGACAAUGGUUUGUUCUACGCCCUCACUAACAAGGGCAGUAUCAUCAUCUGUGGUCCUUCUUCAAUCAUAAGAGUAUUGUCUUUACAACAACCUCUAAGCUUAUUGCAUCCCUCUAUUUAUUUUAUUGUUAAGUCUCUAGAUGGAGAUUUACUAAUGGUGCACAGAGAAAUUCAACUCUCUGAUAAGGUUGACAUUCACCUCCAUGACUUCAAGACUUGUGACUUUAGAGUGUAUAGGAUUGAGAAUGAGAACAAUGAUCAGAUGUAUUGGAAACUGGAGUUUGAUCUUGGGGAGCAGUGCUUGUUUCUUGGGGACAAUGAAUCCAUGGUCUUUUCUGCUUUGAAAUAUCCAGAGCUUCAAAGGAACUGUAUUUACUUCACUGAAGGAAGGGUCCUGAACCAGAGGUCAGCCAGUUGUAAGCAACCAGAACAAUGUGACAUGGGAGUGUAUAAUCUUAGUGAUAAAAGUAUCAAGAAAUUGCUUUAUCCUUCUACUCUCACUUGGCCUCCUUCCAUUUGGUUCACUCCACACAAUGAAGAAAGUCAUCAUUAA